CAUUUUUUUUCAUAUUUGUUUUGUUUCCUUUUACGUCAUAAAAAACGAAAACAUAAUGAAAUUGGAAUUUGCGAUCAAAACAUGAACAUUUUAAUGUUAAAUGAUGAUUGCCUGGAGGAAAUUUUUAAGUGCCUCGGCGCGGAAGAGCAGAUUAUAAAUAUUUUGGUUUGCAGAAGAUUUAAAAAAAUUAUAGAAGCGUUGUGGCAUCGUAAUACAUUAUCUAGAAUUCGAUGUAAUAUGUUCAAAACUUAUGCCAUAAAAAGAAAAAAAUUCGAGGACUAUUUGUUUCAAAUCCAAUACAUUAUCACAAAAAUGGAUAUAAGAAUAUUUAAUGAUGAAAACAUUAAGAGCAUAAAUAAGUUUGUUUUUCCCAAUGUGAAAGAAUUAUCUUGUAGUACUAUAGAUGAGAAUGAACAAAUUUCAACAUCUCAAGCUUAUAAUAAGGAUGAAUUGGCAAAAAUGUUUGGAAUGAGUUUUCCAAAUUUAACAAAACUUAGUAUAAGAAGUGAUAUAACAGGCAAAUACAUUGAUUCUUUACCGUUUUUGGAAGAUUUAAAUCUAAGCGGUUGCAAAUUUUUGGAAGCAAAAUAUCUUUCUCGAAUAUUUACUAGCGUUAAAUUGAAAAAAUUAACUUUUUUAUAUUUUGGAAAAAAAUAUUUUGAUUUCGAAAUAGAUAAUAUUGUACGCUGUACUACUCUAGAAGAAGUUAUUAUAGAUUAUUAUCAUCUAAAAUUACUAGUUGAUAUUUUACCUAAUAUGGCAAAUUUGCGAAAAAUUACCUGUUAUUCCAGUGAGGAUUUUACACUAAGAUUGCCUUAUGAAAUUGAAACGAAAUUGAAAAAAAUUGCACUGAAUCACUGUUUCUCCUAUAGCAUGAUGUUUUAUUUACUUAAAAAUAUGGUCAAUUUGGAAAAACUAUACGUAUAUGGUGCUAGUUUCUACGAUUAUGAAAUGGAAUGGCUCGCUAAGGAUCUGCAAAAUUUGAGAGAACUUCAUAUUGAUAAUUGCGUAUUCCAAACCAAAAAUGGUCUAUUAAAUUUUGUUAAAUAUUUCAACUUAGAAGUGUUAAGCAUAUCUGAAACUGAAUUAAGUAAUAGCUUUAUUAAAGAAUUGAAUGAUAUCAUUAGUGCGAAAUGUCCAGAAAAACCACUAAGAGUAUACUGCACAAAAACGACCGCAUCUGUGGAGUUUAUUAAAAAUGUCAUGGAUUUAUCACCUAUGAUACAAUUUUCAUUUGAGUCAAUUGAAAAACCACUACCAUUUAAAGGAUAUUCCCUUGAGUGGGAUCCAAAUGAUAAAUGAGACCAAAUUAAUUAACAGACAAAGUAUUUAUUUAUACAUUAGAAUAAAAUAUCACGUUCACACUAAAAUUGCAUUCAUAUAAAACAUUAUAUUCCUGCUAAGAUUUGCAAAUUAGACACUUUUAUUAUUAAUGUUGUUAAAAAAUUUAAUUUGAUUUGUUAUUGCUUUUAAAGCAAAAUUUUUAAAUACUCGCGAUUUUGCACAGAAAUUUUAUUAUUCUAUAAGAAACAUAUGUACUCCUCAUU
Messenger RNA from Teleopsis dalmanni, 1547 nucleotides. RefSeq lists its product as uncharacterized. The transcript has 3 exons. Gene Ontology annotation, biological process: SCF-dependent proteasomal ubiquitin-dependent protein catabolic process. NCBI's taxonomy places the organism in Eukaryota, Metazoa, Arthropoda, Insecta, Diptera, Diopsidae. The record is from RefSeq and is a predicted model, not a curated record. Bases 82 to 1302 code for a protein of 406 amino acids. Gene Ontology annotation, cellular component: SCF ubiquitin ligase complex. Gene Ontology annotation, molecular function: protein binding.